This is a messenger RNA of Coccomyxa subellipsoidea C-169, 1158 nucleotides long. Its product is annotated as ubiquitin-conjugating enzyme. The transcript has 4 exons. The record is from RefSeq and is a predicted model, not a curated record. Bases 1 to 462 code for a protein of 153 amino acids. NCBI's taxonomy places the organism in Eukaryota, Viridiplantae, Chlorophyta, Trebouxiophyceae, Coccomyxaceae.
AUGGCCCCGUCUGCCGCCUGCCUGCGAUUGUUGUCGGACUUGAAGGCCAUUACUCAGGAGCCUCCUGAAGGUUGCAGUGCCAGUCCCACUUCUGAGGAGAAUCUCUUUGUUUGGACGGCCACCGUCUUUGGGCCGGAUGAGACCAUUUGGGAGGGUGGAAUCUUCUGCUUGAGGAUCACCUUCAAUGACGGGUACCCAGAGAAGCCGCCCAGAAUACGCUUCACCACGGAAAUCUUCCACCCCAAUGUAUACUCAGAUGGAAGCAUCUGCCUGGACACGCUGCAAGACCAGUGGUCGCCCUGCCAUAAUGUCUGCACCAUCCUGACAUCUAUCCAGAGCCUGCUAAUGGACCCCAACUGCUCCUCGCCAGCCAACCCCGAGGCAGCCUCCCUCUAUCUGUCCAACCAGGCCGAGUACAACAGGCGAGUGCGGCGCGUCUCGCAGCGCUCACUUGAGUGCUGACUGGGAGGGAUGGCCUGCAGGGCAGGUGCUCUGCUGGCAGGCUGCAUAUUCCAUCGUGGCUACCUCUCAGCAGGUCCCUGAAGACAAUCGGAGGUGGCGGCUUUGGAGACAUGCUAGGCUGCUCAUGCUCAUGCAAAUGCUUGCCUGAGUACCGUGCUCUUCCCACACAAGUGGGUGUACCAAUAAUGUGUGCCUGACCAAGCCAAAGAUGCGGGCAGCACGCUUGCCCCUGCCGCAAGAUAUGAUACUGUGCUGUAAGUAGCAUCACAGAAGGUAGGCUGGAGGGUGACAGAGCAGGUUGCUUGCAAGCUAGAGAGUGUGCGGGACGAUGUGGAUAAGGGGUGGUCGAUAAUGGCUGGUUUUGCUGGCCCUUACACCGUGUGUAACUUUAUGUAGAGAAGGGGCAGUGUUGAUAAGGGCAAGAUCAAGUGCGGCUGAGGCUCUUUUGGAGUGUUGAAUGCUGUCUACAGGAACAUGCGAUUUCGUUGAUGUGUGGCGAUUGUUGAUCAUGAUGCGUUGAGUGAUCUGUAGAAAGUGGUUCUGUUGGAUGCUAGCCCGCUGCGCUUAAUCACAGCUUGGAUGCUGUAAAGCACAAAUUUCUGUACUAGCCCCUCGAGUGGUAUGGAUCCAAGACACCAUACAAGAGCCUGUGGCUGACACCUUGAAUUGUUAGCAGUCCUGUAAGGCAAUUUGUGC